AUGACUGAUCCUAUCCGCCCCGGCCUACAGCCGGUCUCCCAUCUCAAAGCCGGGCCGACUACCUCGAGCUCCAGGUCUACGGCGCAACCAUCCUCGUCCCAGCCACCUCUUUCACGACCUUCCUCGCGAUUACGAGCGCAAAAGACCUCAAGUAGGGAUGAGCCAAUUGAUGGGACCAGCGACAAGGCCACUCUCGCCUUGAUCAGACGCGUACUCUGCGCGCAAGCGAAUAGCCAUGGGUCCUCUCCACAGCCUCCGGAAGCGCUGUUGCCUCCUCUUACGAGCUCGAAUGACGUUGAUCGUCAGCUUUAUGCCAUUAUCGCUAUCAUAAUCAAAGAAUUUGUUUUCUCGUGGUACUCGAAGAUUACGCCUGAUCAGGCCCUCAUCAAUGAAGUCCUCCAAGUCGUUGCACAUUGCACCCGCGCUUUGGAACAGCGAAUGCGCCAGAUUGAUGUCGCACAGCUAGUUUUGGAUGAAAUCCCAGCGCUGGUGGAGGCACAUAUACUCUCGUACAGACUGGCCAAGCAACAGUCACAUCUAUCAGGUCUUCCAACGUCGCAUCGUGCACUGUACCAUGAGUUAAACCCUCAUCCUGGUUUAUCGCCAGUACCGGAUCGUGCCGACCCUGAUACAAUCAGUGCGCAGACCGAUAAUGAGGCGGUCUAUCGACAACUACUGGCCGGUAGCACUCUCGCCGUUCUUUUGCCUACGGAGGAUUUGGAGAAUAGCAGCCUGCGUAUCCUUGUUCGAGACGUUUUGUCGGACUUGAUUCUGGGCAGAGAAGUGGCUGGGAGAAUUUGCGAGGGUUGGUUUCUCUGGGAGUCCAUCACGAAGGCUACGACAGCGGCAUUGCGCCAUAAAACUUCAGAAGACUCAAAUUCCGCCAGUGAUACCUCUGUCAACCGUUUAGAGCGGUUUGGCCUACUUUCCGAAAAAGAUGACUCGGCCUCCUCGCCCAAACGUGCCCAAUCGCGCACUACGGCCUGGAUAUGGAAUGUUCUUCAGGGGAUAUAUCUUGGUUACGUUGCCUUGCGUUUCAUCGCGACGGGACUUUUCCGGGUCGCAUCGAACCCUGGCCCAGGGCCAGGAUACUCGCACGGGGCCGGUGUUUCAUUUCCCGCUGCAACACCGGGACCCCUCUCGAAGGGGGGAACGAGUCACCAUCAUCUUCCGAUGGUGCUCCAGUUACUGGGCAUCUCGCACCGGAUGCCAUGGUUGUCCGGGCUGCUCGCCCUUGUUCAGCAUCAAGUUCUGGCCGGACCAGGCCGGUUGGGUGACACAGGCGGAGUUCUUGACAGAUUUCUCCGGGAAACCAUUGAGGAAUAUGUCUUGACCCCCACUUUGUUGCCCAACUUACUACUCGUGACAAGGGCUGCGAUAUUCCCGGCCAACGCCCGCUCGUCGCCCGCGAUUACUGAAAUCACGGCCCCGACCCUGGUGCCGCAGGUGUCCGUGCUUCCUCCGACCCCCAGGGGAAAACCCACCCUCGUUACGGACCCCGUUGCGCACAGCGCGGAACGAACCAAUACCCCUGUUCUUAAUAGCAACGCGGUUGGUAAGAGUAGUAGGGCCGGCGGUUGCAGCAUUGAUCUGACUGGCGGUGAUCCCCCACCCACCACAUUAUCGCCAGAGUCAACAUCGUUAACCCCUCCAUCUCCGGCAAUCGAUUCGAUCUCAGCGUCAAACAAUGCCCCAAACCCCGACUUGGACGGAAGACCUGGCCCCUCUAAGUCGGAGAUCGCCGCUAUUAAGCGGCGAUGUGCAGUCAGCCUUCUCACUGUGGUCCCGCGCAAUGUCACACGAACCUUCCUGGGUGUUCCGGCUCCCACCAUGAAUGAUCGUACCUGCAGCGCCACCACUGCGAGUGCCCUCUCCCACACCAACACUUCGCAUACCCCACCCUCAUCGAGUGAAGAAGGGGGUGGGGGUGUUCUGCGGUCGCCCAUACAGGACGCAACGAAAUCCUCAUCUCAGACGUCAUUGCCGACAUCGUCCGCCUCAGCCUCGCCUGGGGUCUCAAGUGGCGAUACAUCCGCCGCGACGCCAGGCUACCCAGACAGAUUGCCAAGCAACGAGGCCCCUGUCGGCCCCGACGACCUCGCGCUCCUGGGGGCUAUCGAGACCGAGCUGCUCGACCUGUUUGCGGAUGAAUACUGUAACAAGCACCUCGUCUACGCAAUCAUCGAGACGGUCUUAGCCAAAAUUCUUCCUGAAAUAAGAGACCGCAGCCCCCACGAGCUGAUGGAGGACCGGGGGCCACGGCCCCCAUGUCUGGCUUUUGCGUACAGUAGCGUGGCUGUUCCUGCAUUGCCCUUCUGUAACUUUACUUUCUUGCGUACCUCGUGA
Molecule: messenger RNA, 2346 nt
Organism: Penicillium macrosclerotiorum
Lineage: Eukaryota; Fungi; Ascomycota; Eurotiomycetes; Eurotiales; Aspergillaceae
Product: PXA domain-containing protein
Exons: 4
Coding region: 1-2346 (781 amino acids)
Biological process (GO): protein targeting to lysosome; endosome to lysosome transport; early endosome to late endosome transport
Cellular component (GO): extrinsic component of endosome membrane; early endosome; late endosome
Molecular function (GO): phosphatidylinositol binding
Source: RefSeq, a predicted model, not a curated record